UAUCAAACUUGACCUCUCUUUAAUUAGUUAUCCUUGGCAAUAUGAUACUGUUUUCAACACCAGUGAGAUGCAUCCUUCAUUGUUUCAUUUGAAGCAUUUGGAGUAUUUAGAUAUAAGUGGGAACAACUUAUCUGGCCAUCAAAUUCCUGGCUCGAUUGGAUCUUUAACUCAAUUGAACUACUUGGACCUUUCGAGUUGUGGUUUGAAAGGAGAAAUUCCCUAUCAACUUGGCAAUCUCUCCCAUCUACGUCACUUAUCUCUAACUGAUAACCAUAUUUUUGGAAAAAUACCGGCAUCUUUUGUCCAUCUCAGAAAUCUGCAGUUCCUGUACCUGGGCUUUAAUAGCAUCAGCGGAGAGAUUCCAAAAAAUAUUGGAAACCUCAGAAACAUACAAAGCUUGUUCCUCCUUAAUAACCAUCUCAAAGGUGUAAUACCGAAAAGCAUAGGAAACUUGAGUAAGAUGUCAGUUCUUGACCUUUCUGAUAAUAGAAUUGUUGGAGGCUUACCAGAGACUAUUGGCAAUCUAACUGAAUUGCAGAAGUUGGACUUAUGGGGUAAUCAGAUUAAUGGAAAGAUACCAGAGGCUAUUGGCAAUCUAACUGCAUUGCAGAUUUUGUACUUAUCAGAUAAUCAGAUUAAUGGAAAGAUACCAGAGGCUAUUGGCAAUCUAACUGCAUUGCAGAAUUUGGUAUUAUCAGAUAAUCAAAUUAAUGGAAAGAUACCAGAGACUAUUGGAAAUCUCAUUCAGCUAGAAUAUCUCGAUAUCUCUUUGAACAACAUAAGUGGAUCGAUUCCUGAUACCUUAGGAAGCCUAUGCAACUUGAGUGAAAUCUAUCUCUUUAAUAACAGUGUAACAGGGAGAGUUGUUGAAUUCUUUGAACAACUAUCAAGAUGCAAAACUAACGAACUUCUUUCCCUUUACUUGGAUAACAAUCAGUUAAGUGGUCCUUUUCCGAGUCAUUUUGAGAGGCUUCAAAGAUUAACUGAACUUAACCUUCGUUCCAAUCAAUUGAGUGGCUCACUUCCAGCAUCCUUGGGGAAAUUGUCUGCAUUAGAGAUCUUAAUACUAUCUUCAAACUAUUUGGUUGGAGACAUCACAGAAGCCCACUUUGCCAAUCUCACAAAUUUAUAUAGCAUGGAUAUAUCUGACAACAACUUGUCAGUCAAAGUGAGCCAAGAUUGGCUUCUUCCAUUUCAAGCAGAAGCAAUUAUAAUGCGCUCUUGCAACUUGGGACCUAGAUUUCCUCCAUGGCUGCGGAACCAAACCAUUUUAAAUAACCUAGACAUAUCAAAUAAUGGAAUAUCAGAUGCUUUUCCUGAUUGGUUUUGGAGUUUGUGCUUAUGGAACAUGAACCUAAAUGUUUCUCACAAUGAUAUGAGAGGAAUGUUGCCGAGCUCUUUAGAAUGCUUCGAGAAUGUAUCAACUUUGGAUUUAAGUUACAACAAAUUUGAAGGCAUCAUACCAAGAAUGCAACUUUCGAAUGCAUAUUUGGUCUUUUCUCACAAUUUCUUCUCUGGACCUAUUCCUAGCAGCUUGGCUGAUAAUGCUAUAUAUAUGUCUUUGUCAAACAACAGACUGAAUGGUAGUAUUCCAUCCUCCAUUUGUACAGCAGAUGAUCUACGAGUUAUCCACCUUGCCAACAAUGGUUUAUCUGGAACACUCCCAGAUUGCUUCAGAUAUAAAUCGAGUUUGGUGAUCAUCGACGUUUCAAACAACAUGUUAUCCAACAACAUCCCUAGAACACUUGGACUUUUAAAAGGGCUUCGAUCACUGCACUUCAAUAACAAUAACCUCUCUGGCAGAAUUCCCACAACAUUGAAACACUGCCUUGAACUGGAGGUUAUUGACUUUAGCUGGAAUGAAUUGUCAGGUGAGAUACUCAGUUGGAUCGGACCAGAACUGUCAUCAUUAAGAGUCCUUUCUUUGACGUCAAAUAAGUUCACCGGUGGGAUUCCAUCAGAACUCUCGUUGAUCCCUUCCCUUCAAGUCCUAGAUCUUUCUCACAAUCUUUUCUCUGGUUUGUUGCCUCCUAGUUUUGGUAAUUUCACAGCUAUGAUGACAAACCAGAACUAUGAAAUUCCUUCACCACUACAAAUGCUUGGUUAUCUUUAUUAUACAGAGAACCUCAUUAUAAUUGCCAAAGAUUCAUCACUUACCUUCACUACUUUGCUUUCACUUGUCACAAGCAUUGACCUCUCAAAUAACAAUCUCUCAGGCAUGAUUCCUGAAGAGUUAACAAAUCUUGAUGGCCUCCGCUUUCUCAACUUAUCUUCCAAUUACUUUUCAGGGCAAAUACCAGAGAAGAUUGGUCUUAUGAGCCAACUAGAAUCACUUGAUCUUUCAAAAAAUAAUUUAUCAGGUAGAAUCCCUUCGAGUAUCUCCGCUUUAAAUUUUCUAGCUGUCUUAAACUUGUCUUACAAUAAUCUUGUUGGGAAAAUACCGAUGGGCCCUCAACUUCAAACCUUCACCAACUUGUCUUACAUGGGAAACCCUAAGCUUUGUGGGGAACCACUUGAAAUCACAUGUCUUGGAGACAACCAAACCAACAAUGACAGAGUCACAAAAGAAGAGUACGUGCCUAAAGAUGAUGAGUAUGGAGGAAUUUGGUAUUUCAUUGGCUUUGCUCCUGGAUUUGUCUUUGGCUUUUGGGGAUUCAUGGGUGCAAUUAUGAUUAAGAAGAGCAUAAGAAUCAAAUACAUUUUACUCAUCGAUAUAAUAAUUGGUUGGUUUAUGCAAAUGUAAUGGAAACUAAGUCUUAAAUAGGCCUAAAUUAAUUCUAGAAUUUAUGUGUGUAAUAAGAGCCUGUGCUUUUAUGAUAUAAGAUCAAGUUUGGUGUAAUGAAUUUAAGUUGAUAUUGAUAUUUAAGUCAUGGAUCAUUUGUGAUUGACUCCAUCAUCAGAUUCAGGAUAUUAAGAGUCCUGGAUCUGAUCCAACUGCUAGCUAAGCAUCUCGGUCGGCUUCCAAGAUCAUCAAAGAGGCAGCAACUAGAGGCGUUGGGCAUUCAUUUUGUUUCAUUAGUGAACAUGCUGUCAAUUACACACCAUUCUAUUUCGGUAUAAUUUACUAUAUCUAUGUUCCUUCAAUCUGAAAAUUUAUGAACUACCUUUGAUUUACGUUUUUUUACCUCAUAGUUGAAUUCCAAAGACAUUGAGCAGUUUAAGCACAUUUACAUGUUCCAUAUCAUCAUGCUCUCAUGCGUUGAUAGAAAAAUCACUUUUUAUUUCGACAUAAGUUACUUGGAUAAUUCAUAAUUUAGAAGUAGUAUAUAAUAAACAACUUGGAUGAUAAUACUGCAGAAGUAAAAAAACAUAUUUUAUUUCGUAUUUUAAAAAAUGUAAGCUUCAUUUUUUUUAUAUUAUAUUAUUUCGGCAUAAUGUAUUUGAUAAAUUAAAAAAUAAUUUUAAAUUUAUAAUUUAUAGAUACUAAAGUAAAAAAGUUGAACUAAACAAUUUCACCAAAGCUUAGAACAAAAUACUUAGUGCGCGCAACCCUGUUCUUUUCUCUAACCCUAGCAAUCUCUUCCAGCAAUUUAAGGUACGCUAACCAACAAAAUUCCGCACCCGACGACGAGGAGGUCACUGUUCUACUCCUCCGCCUUGCUCCUCUCUUCCGCUCCCCUCUUUGCUAUCGUUCCUUCCUCCGCGACUCCACCGUCACCCCCUCCAGUUCCCGCUUCGGCCACCCCGACCUUCUUCGAGCUCCCUAGGUCCGGCGGAGUGAGGGCCCUAGACCUUCGUGAAGGUUAUGGUGAAAUCUCUGUCGAUGGAGAUCAGCAAUUAAGCAGUGGAACCCAUGGAUCUGGUGAAGGGCAAAGGAGCAACCAAAUAGUAAGGCUUCAUAAAAAGAAGCAAGAAUAGUCAACUUAAAGUGGAAAGUCCACUGCCCAAAUUGAGGACCAAGGCAUCAAAAGGGUCAUGGACUCGAUCAGAUUGGAUCACACUUGGGCUCAAAUAUAGGACUGAAUGAGAUGAUCACACCUUGGAGCUAUUUGGACCGUUCAUCAACAAUCAAACAGAUUUGAGCCAUCCGUUGAGAAUCUGGUCCAUCCGACCUAAUGAGGAGCAGAUCUAGUCCAUUGAUGAAGAUCCAGAAGUUUUGAAGUAGAUCCGAGAUGCUCCAACCGUUAAUCUAGCCCAAAUCAAUCUGGACCGUCCGAUCAGAUUGGAAAGGGAUAUAAAUUGCAUGAGAAGCUACAGUGAAGCUUGGGAUCGGUCACGAUUUUGCUACAGUGCGUCUUCUUCUCCGCCGCGAUGCCGAUGCUCCCGUUCUUCAUUCCAGAUUUGAGCACUAGCAUUCUUCACUGGCGGCGAUUUCUGAGCUUCGGCGAUCAUCAUCCGAGGGCACAGAAGCGGCAACGGGCGUUCCCCAGUCCGCGCAGUUGAGUCUCUGACAUUUCGCAAUCCGGAUGCAGGGGCGUUCUCCGAUCCGCGAUUUCCAUCAUCACCGGAGUUGUAUGGGCAUUCUUUGAGGCUCUGAUCACACUCGCGUUCUCUAUUCCAUCAGCAAAUCCAGGAUCGAUCUGAUCAAUCGAUUGGAGUUUGCAAAUCUUUAGAUUCCAGCUCUGUUUCUUCGUGCGAUGUGAAUUCCACUUGGGUGUGAGCUGUAUGUUCGUUCUCUGAGGCUGUGAUCAUCCGGUGGAUUAGUUGAUAGCUCAAGAUUCAAAGCCGAUUACCAGAUGGGCGUUCUCUGCUAUGGUUCUGUAGUGACAGUAGGGUGAAGAAGGUUUGCGACAAGGAUUUGAGUUGAGGAAUGUUAGGGUUUAAUUUUCUUUAUCUGCUCUUUUGAUUAGUUCUUGAACCUGCUCAGAUCUAAUGAUCUGAUUAUUUUCUUUGCAAUUUAGUUUUGUUUGAAUUGUCUUUCCUGCAAUUUCAAUUCUGAUCUUUUGUUGCAAUUAUGAUUUUGUUUAAUUCCUGUAAUCAAAAUCCAUAUUCAACUGCUAACUUAGCUCUGCAAUCUAUUUCCUAUUUUGAAUUCCUUAUUUCAGUUUAACCCAACUAAUGUUUAGUUACUAACAAGUGUUUAGCUAGAGUUUUGCCUUGAUUGUUUAGAUACUAGUUUGGUUUUACUUUAUCAGUGUUGAUUUGGUUCUUGAUCUUAGUGCUUGUGAAUUAAUUUAGAUGUCGAAUGUAUCAUUUGAUGUUCUUCAUUGUUUACCUAUGUAUCACUUUGUUGAUUGAGGGAAAGAAUUGGAGAUUUGGUGAUUGAAUUAAUUGUGAAGUUGAUUAUGUCUGUGACUUAGAUGCUAUUUCGGACUCUAGAAGUGUAGUGAGAACUUGAGUUUAAUGUUAUUGAGAUUUUAAAUUGAAAAGAUAAUAUUUGAUCUAUUGAUUCAAUGAGGCAUUUAAAUCUGAAUUUAAUUGAUGUUUAUUUGAUGAGAAGGAAAUGAAGGUAAUAAUGUCUAGAGGAGAUCAACCUUACUUGAAUCUGUUCUUGAUCGUGUUAGAAGAACUUAAUUUGGAUUGCAAGUUAAAUGGAAGUGCUAGUUUGACCUUGUGGAUGUGAUAACUCAAUUUGAAUCGAUUCUAGGAUAUGCACACAUUCACUAGUUAGCCUUGGAAAAAAAUACGACUUGGAACUCCUUACUACACGUGUUUCAUCUAGUUUAUUUAAGUUCCUGAUUUUUAUUAAUUUGAUGUGCCACGUGACAUGCAAAUGGCUAACACCAAAUUUUGGCGCCGCUGCCGGGGAUGUAACUAGCAAUGUGUGUUUA
Molecule: messenger RNA, 5711 nt
Organism: Zingiber officinale
Lineage: Eukaryota; Viridiplantae; Streptophyta; Magnoliopsida; Zingiberales; Zingiberaceae
Product: receptor-like protein EIX1
Exons: 4
Coding region: 68-2743 (891 amino acids)
Molecular function (GO): protein binding
Source: RefSeq, a predicted model, not a curated record